AUAAAGUGAAAAAUGUGAUAAAAUAUAAAAUCUAAUAAUGAACUCGAAAACCAAUGUAAAAUCACUCAGUCUAGUCAUUACGUUCGGCGGAACACAACGCGUUCUUGAACUCUAGUUUUUAAUUUAUACUCGUCACAGUAGUAUAAACGAUACGACGACUACGUACGUUUAAAUUAUUAUUAACCAAAAGUUACCAUUAAUUGACCCCUAAUGAAUAACGAAUUUAGAAAGCAUCAUUUCAAAGUAAAAAUUUCUCAGCAAAUAAAAAAAAAAGAAAAAUCACCAAAAAACACUACUUACUAAACGUUUCAACAACUGAACUGAAUUUUGCUAUUAAUUGAUUGCGUUCUUCAGUUAGUUGACUGUUUUUUUUAUUGCUAUUCUGGUGCUACGCUGUGCCGUCUUGCCGUUAAUAUUUGGAGACAAAACUUUAGUCUAGUUCGUUUGUUUUGCAUAGAACGUAUUCAUUUCCUGAGCGUACAUCAUGGGGCAAGAAUCACCAUCAAAAACUAAGAAAAAACCAAAAGUGGUUCAAAGAGAAGUAGGAUUUUUUGAACUUUUCUGUUUUGCCACACGUUGGGAAUAUUUUCUCUUGGUUUUGGCUUUUAUUGCUGCUUUCCUGAAAUCCUUGGUAUUUCCCAUCAUCAUAGUGGUGUACAGUGAAUUGGUGUCUAUGUUUGUGGAUCGUAGUUUAUGCCUACCAACAACUCCUACCUAUACGUUACCCUUAUUUGGAGGCGGUAAAAUUUUAACGUAUUCAUUUCCUGAGCGUACAUCAUGGGGCAAGAAUCACCAUCAAAAACUAAGAAAAAACCAAAAGUGGUUCAAAGAGAAGUAGGAUUUUUUGAACUUUUCUGUUUUGCCACACGUUGGGAAUAUUUUCUCUUGGUUUUGGCUUUUAUUGCUGCUUUCCUGAAAUCCUUGGUAUUUCCCAUCAUCAUAGUGGUGUACAGUGAAUUGGUGUCUAUGUUUGUGGAUCGUAGUUUAUGCCUACCAACAACUCCUACCUAUACGUUACCCUUAUUUGGAGGCGGUAAAAUUUUGUAAGUAUAAAUAUAUGAAAUUUCUAGUGAUUUAAAGUGUAAAGAAAAUAUUUAAGUGUAAAUUUAUAAACUAGAUGUGGCAUGUCGCCAAUAAUGUAUUUGUACUGCUAUAAACGAAUCAAAACAAAGUCGUAGGCUUCGUUAAAGAAAUAUUGACAAAAUAUCGAUAAAGCGUAACCAAGAACCAAUAAAACGCUAUGUGUUCUGUAAAUGUUUACUUUUACAGAACACUUUUAAAAGUAAACAACGCUAA
Lucilia sericata (common green bottle fly) is the source of this 1296-nucleotide messenger RNA. Its product is annotated as multidrug resistance protein homolog 49-like. The transcript has 2 exons. Gene Ontology annotation, cellular component: membrane. Gene Ontology annotation, molecular function: ATP binding. The record is from RefSeq and is a predicted model, not a curated record. NCBI's taxonomy places the organism in Eukaryota, Metazoa, Arthropoda, Insecta, Diptera, Calliphoridae. The coding region runs from base 485 to 838 and encodes 117 amino acids.